CUUCCGGCGGCGCUCCCGGGCGGGGCCUGGGCCGGGGCGCGCCCGCCAUGCGCUACAACGAGCGCGAGCUGCUGUCCCUGGCCCGGCAGCCCGCGGAGAAAGCGGCCGAGAUCCGCAUGAGCGUCCCCAAGAAGGGCAGCGUGCUGAAGAAGCGCCUGGUGAAGCUCGUGGUGAAUUUUCUCUUCUAUUUCCGCACUGAUGAGGCCGAGCCCAUUGGAGCUCUGCUGCUGGAGCACUGCAAGAUCACCAAAGAGGAGGAGAACAUCUUCUCCAUCAGUUUCAUCGAGGAGCCAGAGAGGAAAUACUGCUUUGAGUGUGCCACGGAGGAGCAGUGCCAGGAGUGGGUCGAGGCACUCAGGAGAGCCAGCUACGAGUUCCUGAGGAGGAGCCUGAUCUUCUACCGGAACGAGAUCCAGAAGAUGACAGGGAAGGACCCCCUGGAGCAGUAUGGCAUCUCUGAGGAAGCUCGUUUCCAGCUGGGAGCACACAGGCAGUGACCCCCCUCACCUGGCUGCAGCUGCCUCCUGGCUCCACCCCAGCCCUGCAAGGACAGCAGCUCCCACAGUGACCAUGGGACUUCUUUAUUUAUUACCCAAAUCGUUUUGUAUUUCUUUUUUUAAGGGACUUUGUUGCACAUUCCCAGUUCCCCAGCUGGGGAAGCUGAGCUGCUCUGUGG
Messenger RNA from Ficedula albicollis (Collared flycatcher), 676 nucleotides. RefSeq names its product pleckstrin homology domain containing J1 (gene PLEKHJ1). Gene Ontology annotation, biological process: endosome organization; receptor recycling; retrograde transport, endosome to Golgi. Gene Ontology annotation, cellular component: trans-Golgi network; recycling endosome; early endosome. The record is from RefSeq and is a predicted model, not a curated record. Bases 48 to 497 code for a protein of 149 amino acids. The transcript is spliced from 6 exons. Lineage: Eukaryota; Metazoa; Chordata; Aves; Passeriformes; Muscicapidae.